UCUGGGAUCCAGGCGCAAUGCAUCACGGGACUUCCUUUCUCUCCGAGGCCAUAUUGGAGUUCACUUAAAGUUGGCCGGUCCGGACUAACUCGCAAAAAUGGUGGCCGCAAAGAAAACGAAAAAGUCUAUGGAGUCCAUCAACUCUCGUCUCCAGCUGGUGAUGAAGAGUGGAAAAUAUGUCUUGGGCUACAAACAGUCUCAGAAGAUGAUUCGUCAGGGAAAAGCUAAGCUGGUUAUCCUGGCCAACAACUGCCCAGCCCUCAGGAAAUCUGAGAUUGAGUACUACGCCAUGCUGGCCAAGACUGGUGUCCACCACUACAGUGGCAACAACAUAGAGCUGGGCACAGCCUGCGGGAAGUACUACAGGGUGUGCACACUGGCCAUCAUUGACCCUGGCGAUUCCGACAUCAUCAGGAGCAUGCCGGACCAGCAGCAGCAGCCUCAGUAGAGCUGUCCCCUGUUUGGAAAUAAAGUAUAAUAAAAAACAAAAACACAAAAGCAAA
Messenger RNA from Menidia menidia (Atlantic silverside), 503 nucleotides. The record is from the annotation of a GenBank genome assembly. NCBI's taxonomy places the organism in Eukaryota, Metazoa, Chordata, Actinopteri, Atheriniformes, Atherinopsidae.